AUGGCACAGCAGGACCUCUACGAGUUGCUGGGCAUCCAAAGAGAUGCCCAGGAGCAGGAGAUACGGUCAUCGUAUCGACGACGUGCUCUCCAGGUCCACCCAGACAAAGGUGGCAGCGAGGAUCUCUUUCACGCGGUCCUGACGGCAUUCGAGGUGCUCUCAUCUAGGAGCACCCGCCAGACCUACGAUGCUGCCCGCGAUCGUGGCCUGCUGCCUAAAGAUGCACUGGCAGCCGCCACAGGCCGCGGUCGUUGUCAAGACGUCGCACAGAAGGCCAAGGCCCCGGCCAGCCAUCGUGCACUGACACAGCUUCGACAGCUUCUGGCGACUCUGACGCGCGAAGCGCGUCGCGAAGCAUUGCAAAACCUCCCGACAGAGGUCCAGCAGGCACUGAUGACCUUCAUGAAGCAGGAGCCCGACAUCCUGCCCGAGCAGCCUCAGGUCUCUGCCUCGUCCAACUUGGCCCUGCCGGAUGCAAGCGGGGCAGCAGGUGGGCGCAUCGGCCGCGGGAUUCUGCGGCAAAACACAUCGCCACCAACAUACAGAGCCUCCGUGUUCCUUCCCAAUCUGUUCUUGAUGUCCGUACCUCAUCCCUCCUUGGAGCUGGUUCUGCAGCGCCACUCAGUGCUGCUGCGCACGCGAGGGCUGCUGAGCUCCGCAGCAGAACUGAACAGAGACAGCUUUUCCGAAGCCUUCGCCAAGGCCUGCGAGGAGGCAGAAAUGGAUGCUACCCAAGAGCUCCGUGCGCUGACGUUCGCCGCUAUCGUGCCGGCUUACUUUGAGGUGAACCGCCAGAUCAAGGGCCGUCAGACUAGCGAUUUGGCUUCAGCCCUGGCGCAGCGGGACCGCCUACUGGAGGCAAAAGCGGAGGGCUGGCCUGCACUGAGACGCGAGUGGAUGGCCAUCAUGCAGAGCCCGACUGAGGUGGGCCGGGUGGGGAGUGCACGGUCGUGGCCGAUUCAUGCUGGCUCGAAAGACGUGUGA
This is a messenger RNA of Symbiodinium sp. CCMP2456, 984 nucleotides long. Lineage: Eukaryota; Dinophyceae; Suessiales; Symbiodiniaceae. The record is from the annotation of a GenBank genome assembly.